Molecule: messenger RNA, 4075 nt
Organism: Pseudomyrmex gracilis
Lineage: Eukaryota; Metazoa; Arthropoda; Insecta; Hymenoptera; Formicidae
Gene: Hex-A
Product: hexokinase type 2
Exons: 8
Coding region: 148-1656 (502 amino acids)
Biological process (GO): glucose 6-phosphate metabolic process; glycolytic process; intracellular glucose homeostasis
Cellular component (GO): cytosol; mitochondrion
Molecular function (GO): glucokinase activity; D-glucose binding; fructokinase activity
Source: RefSeq, a predicted model, not a curated record
GUCAGAUGUCUCUUGAUAUCGUUCACAGACGGUCCGCAAACAGACAGUGCGGUCGUUUACAAAGUAUCGAAGUCUUUUUCUCGGUCGAGCGUAAGGAAGUGAGGAAAACGAGUAAGAUCGAGGGUGGUGUCGAGGUGAGCUGACGAUAUGAAAACAAAGAACAGAUCAUUGUUCAGCAAGAUAUGCAGAUGUUACAAGAAAGGAACAUCCCGGAAAAAUGAUAACGGUGAAUUGUCUCUAAAUCCAACGGUCGAGCCGAUUACGGUGCUCGUUCGGAGACCGUGUUGCGACAACAAUGAAAUGGAGAUGUGCACCCCCGAAGUAUCUAAACAGAUACGCGAUGCCUGCAAGGACCUGGUCCUGUCCAACGAACAGCUCCGUCUGGUCAUGCAGAGGCUCACCGACGAGAUCAACAAGGGCCUGUCGAGAGAGACCCACGACGAAGCGAUCGUCAAGUGUUUCACCACAUACGUGCAGGAUCUGCCAAACGGCACCGAGAAAGGUAACUUUCUGGCGUUGGAUCUGGGCGGCACAAACUUCAGAGUGUUACUGAUCACGUUGGACGGUCAAAACUUCGACAUGAAGAGCAAAAUCUACGCGAUACCUCAGACCUUGAUGCUGGGCACUGGCACUCAGCUGUUCGAUCAUAUCGCUCAGUGCCUGGCGUUGUUCGUGAAAGACCUGAAUCUGCAAAACCAGGUGCUGCCGCUGGGAUUCACUUUCAGUUUUCCCCUGACGCAGAGAGGACUGACACAGGGACAUCUGGUGCGAUGGACCAAAGGUUUCAAUUGCAGCGGAGUGAUCGGGGAGGACGUCGUCGCCCUUCUCGAGGAGGCAAUUAGAAAAAGAAACGACGUUAAGAUUGACGUGUGUGCCAUCCUGAACGACACAACCGGCACCUUAAUGUCAUGUGCUUGGAAGAAUAGAAACUGUCGGAUUGGUUUAAUAGUCGGCACGGGUAGUAACGCCUGCUACGUCGAAAAGACCUCGAACGUGCGGACCGCCAUUCCCGGCAAUUACGACGACAAGAAACCUCAUAUGCUCAUCAACACCGAAUGGGGAGCAUUCGGUGAGGAGGGUGUGCUCGAUUUCGUGACGACGGAAUUUGACCGCGCCAUCGACGAGAAUUCCAUCAAUCCGUCUAAGCAGCUAUUCGAGAAGAUGAUCUCCGGUAUGUAUAUGGGCGAGCUCACGAGAUUGGUACUCGAGAAAUUGGUGAACGACGGUCUUCUUUUUGGCGGCAAGUGUCCGAGCGAUCUCCGAAAGAGGGGCAAGUUCUUCACCAAAUACGUAUCAGAAAUCGAAAACGAUCCCAAAGGAAAGUACACGAACUGUCGAGACGUGUUGGCCGAACUUGGUAUACGAAAUGUCAGCGAUCAGGAUUGCGAGAACGUGAGAUACGUGUGCUCGGUAGUAUCGAGGAGAGCGGCGCAUCUGGCGAGCGCGGGAUUGGCGACGUUGCUGAAUAAAAUGGGCGAGAACAAUGUCACAGUGGGUAUCGACGGUUCGGUCUAUCGAUAUCACCCGCAUUUCCACGACCUCAUGACGGCAAAAAUCAGUGAACUUCAGAGUUACAAGUUCGAUUUGAUGCUGUCGGAAGAUGGCAGCGGUCGUGGUGCAGCUCUGGUCGCCGCGGUGGCCUCGCAGAGACGGUGAAGACGCGGUCUUUUCGGUAGCGAAUUAGCUCCAAUUUAAUUAUAAAACUGUAAUGUAAAAUCCAUACGGUAUGAGAAAGAUAUAUAAAUUGAGUGAACGAUCGAGCAAGUGGGAGCACGAACGAGCGAGCGAGCGAGCGAGAGAAAGAGAAAAAAAAAUAUCAAGUCUCUCCUGUUCGUUUCAGCUGCACUUUCUACAAAUCCGUUCAUUCGUUUCCUCCUAUUUUAGAAAACACUCUAGCUCUUCUGUGAGAUUCUUUCCGAAGAAAUAGUUUGCUAGUCAGAAAACAAAAAGGACUCGCGAACACAUGCGAGCCAUAUUGAUAGAUUGCGGAUCUUUUUUUCAAAAACUGAAAAAAAGUUUUAACAUACGCGGUGCGUAUGUUUACGUCUCGUUUUAAGCGUAGCGAGUGCGAGACAGAGAGAGAGAGAGAGAAAGAGAAAGAAAGAGAUAGAGAUAGAGAUAAAGAUAGAGAGAGUGCAGUUUUAAGAGGGAACGAACAAGAAAUCCGAAACUUGCGCGAUAUGAAAUAUUUACAUGUACAUAGAGAGCACAAAGAUUGUAAUUCUAGCGGAUUAGAACGGUGAAUAUACUUAUAGUUGAUAUUUCUGCGAGAAAUUAUUAUAAAGAGCUCGAGAACGCGUAGAGACGUUCUUUUCUUAAUGGCGGUCAAGUAUGAUAAUAUAUUAUUUAGCGAUAUUAACGAUAUCGAUCGUCAUCUCGCGUGACGUUCUCUGUUUGAGAAAACGGAGCGGGAGAUAAGAGAACUUGAAAAAAAAAAAAAAAAAAAAAAAAAAAUUGCCGUGUAUAAGUUUAUAAUAAUAAUAAUAAUAAUACUGAGCGAGCAAAAAAAAGCAAAAACAUUUGAGUUGCAGCGAGCUAUCGCUGCGGAAAAUAUUACAUAAGUAAAUACAUAACAUUAUAUGUAAUUACGCACGUUAUCACAUACAAUUGUACGACGAAAUGCGAACAACUUAAUUGAUUGUUUUAAAUUCGCGUCGCGGAAAUAUAUUACGUAUUCGACUAUGAAAAAUAAAAUGCGAAGCAAUUCGCCCGAACUCGCAAAAUAAAUAAUGCAGUUUUUCAUCGACAUUUGAUUGAGUGCUUGUGGUUUCCAGUUGUUCCUUUUCAUUUGCGUCACGCAGCCAUUGUAUUGUCGAAGUUGUCGAACGACGUUUUGUCUUUGUGAUUAGUUUCUUUUUUUUUUCUAUUGUUGCAACUAAUUUACGUUGCAAAAUACAAAUGUCACACGAGCGUCUCGAUAACUUUUAACGAUAAUAAUAAAAAAAAAAAAAAAAAAAAACAACUGAAGAUGUAAAACUAUUCACGCAAGUGAAUUUUAUAUUUUGACAUGUAACAAAAAGAUCAAACUAUCAUUUAUAUAAAUUCUUUUUUCAGUUAAUUUUCGAAUCAGAAAUAGAAAGAAACACACAUGUUAAACAUACAAAUACAGGUUAAAGAUUGGGAAAACAAAUUAUUAUCGAAAAAGUUUCAUUUUCUCCAACAUAGCGAAUUUCCGUCACCAGAUGCUUUCGUUGACUUAUACAUACAUUCUGUAUAUGUAGUUAUCUCAUUAUCGAGUUAUUAAAUGCCGUGAAACGAUUGCGUGUGAGAUAAGGCAGGUCGAAAAGUCUUAUCGACUAUAUUAACUAACGUAAUAAACCUCCUUAUCGCGAUAAAGACACGAAGCCCGAUAGCGAACGUUCUCUCGAACCGCAUCGGUGUGUUGAUGUGACUUUUUUUUCUUUUUUAACGGGAGCAGAAAACACAUUUCCGCAGGGGAUCGAAAAAAACGAUAGAAAAUACACAAUACGAUUCUUCUCGCGAGAUUUUUCAACUUCUUCCGCGGCCAUGUUGCGACGAUUACGAGCACUCAAGUCGGUGAGUACUUACGAAAUCUGAACUGCAAAUUAAAAAUAGAAUGUCAAAUACGCGAGACGAGCCAAAAUGUAAAUAAUUUUCUUGCGCAACGUAUACAACGCUGAGACGUUCUUCUCUUUUUGUAUUUAUAUAUUUGUUCUUUUUUGUUUUUCAUAUUUACCGAGGGAAUUGUGACGCGCGUCGAUCAACGAAUUCAGAGAAACUACUAUUAUCACUGUUACAUAAGCGCAACAUCUAUUAUAUUCGUAAGAUUGUAUUAGAAAAAAAAAAAAAAAAGAUUUUUAAAGGAUAUUUUGAGAAAGAGAGAGAAUAUUUUAAAUAAAAACGUAAAGUUUCACAUUUUACUCGAUAUCUCUGUGUGGCCGAGAAAAAUUCUUCUCCGAUUAAAAGAGAAAUGGCGAUUAUUUAUUUACUCGAGAAAGAGAAAGUGAAAAAAUUAUAUGUAUAAAAAAGACAAGAUUGAGAAAUUGAUCCAUUGAGAUGCGAUUGCAAUGUGUGCUUGUAUAUACAACAAAAAAAAAAAAAAACAAACAACGGA